UCACACUCUCUCUUUCUUCCUUCAACGCGUUUCUUCAAAAACUACACACACAAUUCUCCGACGAGUUUUCCGGUCAACAUUCACCGUUAACUAACUCCGGCGAAGUAACAACCUCACGCUCUUAGAUCCGAUCAGAUCAAAAUUCUCCCGUUCUCAAUUUCUUCCAAGUUCAACUCCUUCAAAGUUCAAACUCUGUAGUUUUGUAGUCAAACUUUUUUUUUUUCUCCGAUUCAAAUCUUCAAAGAGCUUCUUCAUACUCUUCUUCUUACUUCUCUGAUAAUUUUUUUUUGUUCAUCGGAGUUUUUUUUGUUGCUUUUUUCUUCACCGGCGGUGAGAUUUUUUCCGGCGAGAUGACGUCGGGGACGAGGCAACCAACGUGGAAGGAGAGAGAGAAUAACAAGAGGAGAGAGAGGAGAAGAAGAGCUAUAGCAGCGAAGAUCUUCUCCGGUUUGAGAAUGUAUGGGAACUAUAAGCUUCCGAAACAUUGUGACAACAAUGAAGUUCUCAAAGCUCUUUGUAAUGAAGCUGGUUGGAUCGUUGAACCUGAUGGUACAACUUAUCGUAAGGGAUGCAAGCCUGCGGAACGCAUCGAUGUGAUAGGUGGUUCUACAAUGGGAAGCCCGUGUUCAUCUUACCAUGUAAGUCCCUGUGCUUCCUACAACCCAAGUCCUGGCUCUUCUUCCUUCCCUAGCCCGCGCUCAUCCCAUGCUGUAAAUCCUAAUGGUGAUGGAAAUUCCCUCAUUCCAUGGCUCAAAAACCUCUCAUCUGGAUCAUCAUCAGCAUCCUCUUCCAAGCUUCCACAGCUAUAUAUUCACACCGGCUCCAUCAGUGCUCCUGUCACUCCUCCACUUAGCUCUCCAACUGCUCGAUCACCCCAGAGGAAAGCUGACUGGGAGGAUCAGUCUACUCGCCCUGGGUGGGGUGGGCAGCAGUACUCUUUCCAGCCUUCCUCCACUCCUCCUAGCCCUGGUCGCCAAGUUCUCGACCCAGAUUGGUUUGCUGGUAUUAGGAUGCCCCACAGCGGGCAAACUUCUCCUACCUUCAGCCUAGUUGCUACUAAUCCAUUUGGCUUCAGGGAAGAGGUUUUCUGUGGCAGUGAUUCCCGCAUGUGGACCCCUGGACAAAGUGGGACAUGUUCUCCAGCUUUAGCUGCAGGCUCUGAUCAUAAUGCUGACAUACCAAUGUCUGAAGCUAUUUCAGAUGAAUUUGCCUUUGGAAGCAGUGCAGUUGGUUUGGUGAAGCCUUGGGAAGGAGAGAGGAUCCAUGAAGAUUCUGGAUCAGAUGAUUUAGAGCUCACUCUUGGUACCUCAAAGACCAGGUAAAAUGCUGCAUAAAUGAGCUAUCCCAAAAAAAAGUGCUGCAUAAAUGAAUAGUCAGUGGUCCCCUCAAUAUGAAAUUUGACUCUGUUAUAUUAUGUAGAAAAGUUAGAGGAGGGAGUUAAGGUGAUGAAAGCGAGCAUUUGCUCUUCCAUUUUAUUUUAUUUUAUUCUUUUAUUUUCUCUAAGGUCUUAUUUAUUCUUAAGUUAUAUAUUAUGUAUACAACUUUAGUUAGUAGUUAGGUGUGGGAUGAUUUUUCAACCCUUUCAUUUUGGUCAAUCAUGUUAAACCCUCAAAUACUAUUGGAAAGAUCAAUAUACCUGUAAUGGAUUGGGUUGGUAUUUAUAUUCAAAGUAAAAUUAGGCAAAAGAUUCAAAUGUACCUGCAUGACCAAGGAAGUUAAAUGCAAAUUCGGAUUGGGUUAUAGGCCUACCA
Messenger RNA from Medicago truncatula (barrel medic), 1751 nucleotides. RefSeq names its product BES1/BZR1 homolog protein 4. Gene Ontology annotation, molecular function: DNA-binding transcription factor activity. The record is from RefSeq and is a predicted model, not a curated record. The coding region runs from base 351 to 1322 and encodes 323 amino acids. Gene Ontology annotation, biological process: brassinosteroid mediated signaling pathway; DNA-templated transcription. The transcript is spliced from 3 exons. Lineage: Eukaryota; Viridiplantae; Streptophyta; Magnoliopsida; Fabales; Fabaceae.